Molecule: messenger RNA, 5218 nt
Organism: Myxocyprinus asiaticus (Chinese sucker)
Lineage: Eukaryota; Metazoa; Chordata; Actinopteri; Cypriniformes; Catostomidae
Product: transmembrane protein 184B-like
Exons: 8
Coding region: 440-1690 (416 amino acids)
Biological process (GO): transport
Molecular function (GO): transporter activity
Source: RefSeq, a predicted model, not a curated record
AUUAUGAUAAAAGAGCAUAUUUUAAAUCAGCAGUAAAAUCUGACAAAACUGGUAUCUUAAAUUGUGUUUCUUUACCUCAUAUUACGAUAAAACAUGCAGUUUUCCUGGCUUUUGUAGCUAAUGUGCAUGUGCAUUCGAGUUGAUUGACAGGCGAUGUCAGUAUCUAAAAGAUGAUUGGCUCUUUUACCUGUAAGGUGGGACGUCCUUUCUACAUCCGUUGACCGUUGGGCGCUCAGAGCUCCUUGGUUGAGCGUUCCGAUUUCUCCCAUUCAUUUUAAUAGAAGUAGCCCACAUCUGCUAAAUAGUCUCUGGAUUCACUUCAGUGGAAUUUUGUAUUUUUUUCCCCCCCAAUGCAUCAUGUUUGUUCUCCAGACAUUCUCACUCAGCAUCUUUGAUGCUCAUGUUGCCAUAUUACUGAUUUUAGCAUCCUAAUCUCUAAAUGUCGCAGCUUUUAAGACGUGACUUGCCCUUGUCCGAUCAGUUUAGGGAGGAAGUUGCCAGGAUGGCUCCUGGGUCACUAGACACAAUGGCCCCUAAUGGACCCAACAUCUCCUGGUUUCCGGAGGCUCCUCUGCUCACUCCAGAGCAGCCCAUCUUCCUCAUGACAACCACAGCCCAGGCAGUGUCAGGCUUCUUUGUGUGGACUGCUCUUCUGCUCACCUGCCACCAGAUCUACAUGCAUCUGCGUUACUACAGCUCUCCCAAGGAGCAGAGGCACAUAGUACGCAUCCUUUUCAUCGUACCAAUCUACGCCUUUGACUCCUGGCUCAGCCUUCUCUUCUUUACCAACGACCAGUACUAUGUUUACUUUGACACAGUCAGGGAUUGUUAUGAGGCAUUUGUGAUCUAUAACUUCUUGAGCCUCUGCUAUGAAUACCUUGGAGGUGAGAGUGCUAUCAUGGCUGAGAUCAGAGGAAAACCAAUUGAGUCCAGCUGUAUAUAUGGAACAUGCUGUCUUUGGGGCAAGACCUACUCUAUUGGCUUCCUUAGAUUUUGCAAACAGGCCACUUUACAAUUCUGUGUUGUAAAACCUCUGAUGGCACUGAUCACAGUCAUCCUACAGGCCUUUGGGAAAUAUCGUGAUGGGGAUUUCAAUGUAGCUAGCGGUUACCUUUAUGCGACCAUCAUCUAUAACAUCUCCGUCAGCCUGUCCCUCUACGCCCUCUUCCUGUUCUACUUUGCCACCCGAGACCUCCUCAGUCCCUACAGGCCUAUGCUCAAGUUCUUCAUGGUCAAAUCAGUCAUCUUCCUCUCCUUCUGGCAAGGCAUGCUGCUGGCCAUUCUGGAGAAGUGUGGUGCAAUUCCUCAGAUCAGCUCUCCUGAGGUUUCUGUUGGUGAGGGAACUGUUGCAGCCGGCUACCAGAACUUCAUCAUUUGCAUCGAGAUGUUCUUUGCCGCCUUGGCUCUGCGACAUGCGUUUACGUACAAAGUCUACAUGGACAAGAGACUGGAUUCCCUUGGUCGCUGUGCCCCCAUGAAGAGCAUCUCCAGCAGCUUGAAGGAAACGAUGAACCCCGGAGACAUGGUUCAGGAUGCCAUCCACAACUUCUCCCCAGCGUACCAACAGUACACCCAGCAGUCCACCCUGGAGCAAGGAGUCACCGCACCACAGAUCUCCCGCAAUCACAGCUCCGUGAGCUCCCGGGACAAUGAGAAAACCCUACUGCUUAGCUCUGAUGAUGAGUUUUAAUGUACUCACCCUCGAAACACUUUGUCCUUAGCAAAGGUUUAUAGUAAGGGACCGUAUUGUUGCAGUAGUGUAAUGAUGUAAGUUAUUGAAGGACCAUCGAAAGCAAGUAGUUUAUGGAUCCUAUUGCAUCCGGUAGAAUAUGGAAAUUAAGCUGCUUAUACUUGCUUUGUAGUAAUAUGUCAUCUUGCUGCGCUUUGUCUGAUAAUGUUGUUUAUGCAAAGAGUUCAAUAAUAAUACAUUCGUCUAUACUUUGAAUUUUUGUCCAAAACAUCCUAUGUGUUCUGACAUUUUCAGCAUUGGAAUUUAUGUAUUUUUUUAUGCUUUUAGUUUUACAUAGGGGGUGCUUGAACAUCCCAGCAUAUUUAUAAAGAGCAGUGUAUUUGAGGCCUCCUGUUGUGCAGGAAUUUGGCCUAAUUACUUUCCUGUUUCUAAUUUACAAGUUCAAGUGCACCUUUGCUUUUACGCUUCAACAGUGUUUAUAGCUUCCCCAGUGAUUUAAAGGGUGGGUGUAGUUGUGAAUAAGAGAGUGUAGUGACGGUAGAGGGUGUGCCAGCUGUUUGUAACGCUGCUGUUUUUUGACUGAUGAAUCAAGGGAGAGUGUAGGAGUGGAGGAUAGUCGAGGAGAAGUUGAUGGUCAAUGAUAAGAUUACAGAUUAAGAGAAAUCUGCUCUAGGAUUGGAUAGGAGUGAGCAGUGUUCGGCUGUCUGGAUUAUAAGGCUGCAAUUGGAGCAUUACUUGCCUGGUGCAGAUUAGCACAGGCUUUCAUCAAAGGGUGGCGGCCAUAGACCACUGCAGUAAGUCCACUAUCUAGGUUAGUGGUUUAAAAAAAAAAAAAUGGAGUAUGAUAACUUUCGUUUCUCUCUUCUAGCUUUUCACAGAGAACAUCUCUACAAAAGAAUGGCAUUGUAGCACAAUCGGAUACCAUUGGUUUUAUCUGUUUGUCAACUUGUGUCCAAUUGAGAAUAAGAAAAAGUAUUAUUUGCAAUGUAUUAAAGCUUCUCAAAAUGGGCUCCAUUUUUAGAUGUCCCACUAGAGGGAGGCUUAUCUCAAAGUUCAUUUAGAGAUACACCAGUCAAAAGUUUUGAAACACUCACUCAUUCUUUAUUAUAAUUUUUUUCCCUUCACAUUUUAGAAUAAUAGUGAAGUCAUCAAAACUAUGGAAUAACAUAAAUGGAACUAUGGGAAUUAUGUUGUGACUAAACAAAAUCCCAAAUAAAUCAAAACUGUGUUAUAUUUUAGCAUCUUCAAAGUAGUCGCCCUUUGCCCAGAAUUUGCAGACAUGUACUCUUGACAUUUUCUCAACCAGCUUCUUGAGGUAUCACCCUGGGAUGCUUUUUAAACUGUAUUGAAGGAGUUCCCAUCUAUGUUGGGCACUUAUUGGCUGCUUUUCUUUAUUAUUUGAUCCAAGUCAUCAAUUUCAAAAACUUUUAUUUAUUUUUUAUUAAAUUUUCGUUUUAUAAUGAUAUAAAUUAAUAUGAUGGCACAAUUAUAUUUUUGUCUACAAAACUAAUUUCAAACAUUUAAGCAUAAGCCUUCAGAUCAAAAGAUUUUUAAGAUCAUGAGAAACAUUUCAGUCCAGUGUUUCAAAACUUUUGACCGGUAGUGUACAUUAGUUCAAACCUUAUCUUUAUGGGACAUGCCUGUUAUCAUUGACCCACACCGAAAGUCACAGAGUGUCUCCCUUUCUUAAGAAGCAUCCGCUGUUGUGCUGUAACUCUUCAGAUAGCACUAAGCCCUCAGUAACAAAGCUUUGUGCUUGUUGUUGGUUAGAUAGCAUUUCUGGAGUUACAUAUUUAACUGCCUUCAAAUGCUUUUAUUGGUACAAAAGAGGCCAGUAUAAAAACAAAGAAGCUGGAACAAAGUACAAGUAUGUAUGGUACCUGCUUCGAGAGUUUAGAGAGCUUAGUGUUUUAUAGUGUGUUCUUUAUAAGAGGAGGAUUUAUUUUAAUAUAGCCAAUAUUGUAACUUGCACUAAGCAGUUUUUUAUAUGUAGGGGAAAUCUAAAUAUCCUAGCAUAUUUUGGCAAGCUACACUAUAUUGCCAAAAGUAUUCGCUCAUCUGCCUUUAGACGCAUAUGAAUUUAAGUGACAUCCCAUUCUUAAUCCAUAGGGUUUAAUAUGACGUCGGCCCACCCUUUGCAGCUAUAACAACUUCAACUCUUGUGGGAAGGCUUUACACAAGGUUUAGGAGUGUGUUUAUGGGAAUUUUUGACCAUUCUUCCAGAAGCGCAUUUGUGAGGUCAGACACUGAUGUUGGACGAGAAGGCCUGGCUCGCAGUCUUCGCUCUAAUUCAUCCCAAAGGUGCUCUAUUGGGUUGAGGUCAGGACUCUGUGCAGGCCAGUCAAGUUCUUCCACACCAAACUCGCUCAUCCAUGUCUUUAUGGACCUUGCUUUGUGCACUGGUGCGCAGUCAUGUUGGAACAGGAAGGGGCCAUCCCCAAACUGUUCCCACAAAGUUGGGAGCAUGGAAUUGUCCAAAAUCUCUUGGUAUGCUGAAGCAUUCAGAGUUCCUUUCACUGGAACUAAGGGGCCAAGCCCAGCUCCUGAAAAACAACCCCACACCAUAAUCCCCCUCCACCAAACUUCACAGUUGGCACAAUGCAGUCAAACAAGUACUGUUCUCCUGGCAACCACCAAAACCAGACUCGUCCAUCAGAUUGCCAGAUGGAGAAGCGUGAUUCGUCACUCCAGAGAACGCGUCUCCACUGCUCUAGAGUCCAGUGGCGGCGUGCUUUACACCACUGCAUCCAACGCUUUGCAUUGCACUUGGUGAUGUAUGGCUUGGAUGCAGCUGCUCAGCCAUGGAAACCCAUUCCAUGAAGCUCUCUACGUUCUUCUUGAGCUAAUCUGAAGGCCACAUGAACUUUGGAGGUCUGUAGCGACUGACUCUGCAGAAAGUUAGCGACAUCUGCGCACUAUGCGCCUCAGCAUCCGCUGACCCCGCUCUGUCAUUUUACGUGGCCUACCACUUCGUGGCUGAGUUGCUGUCAUUCCCAAUCACUUCCACUUUGUUAUAAUACCACUGACAAUUGAUUGUGGAAUAUUUAGUAGCGAGGAAAUUUCACGACUGGACUUGUUGCUCAGGUGGCAUCCUAUCACAAUACCAUGCUGGAAUUCACUGAGCUCCUGAGAGCGGCCCAUUCUUUCACAAAUGUUUGUAGAAGCAGUCUGCAUGCCUAGGUGCUUCAUUUUAUACACCUGUGGCCAUGGAAGUGAUUGGAACACCUGAAUUCAAUUAUUUAGAUGGGUGAGCGAAUACUUUUGGCAAUAUAGUGCAUCUCUGUAACGUGACAUUUAUUCAGAGAGUUAUGGCUAAUGUGAUUUCAAGUAAUAUAGGAAGUGCUGUUACAUUGAAUAAAAUAUUUUGUGGAAACAUAUUUUGAAGCAACACUAAGAUGUUUAAACAUUUGUAAUGUCAUGUUAUUGUAAAACAGAGCAUUAUGUAUUACUAUGUCAAAGAUUGUGCUUAUAUUUUUUCCUUUGAUGCUCUGACAAAUACCUAGUAAACAAUAAAUAAUUUUGUCUGUU